Mustela lutreola (European mink) is the source of this 1589-nucleotide messenger RNA. RefSeq names its product tubulin beta 4B class IVb (gene TUBB4B). NCBI's taxonomy places the organism in Eukaryota, Metazoa, Chordata, Mammalia, Carnivora, Mustelidae. Gene Ontology annotation, biological process: mitotic cell cycle; microtubule cytoskeleton organization. Gene Ontology annotation, cellular component: microtubule; cytoplasm. The record is from RefSeq and is a predicted model, not a curated record. Bases 112 to 1449 code for a protein of 445 amino acids. The transcript has 4 exons. Gene Ontology annotation, molecular function: GTP binding; structural constituent of cytoskeleton; GTPase activity.
GCGCAUAUAUAAGCGUUGGCGGAGCGUCGGUUGUAGCACUCUGCGCGCCCGUUCCUCGGCUCUCUCGUCCGUCCUUCCGCCAGCGCCGCCGCCGCCGCCGCCGCCGCCAUCAUGAGGGAGAUCGUGCACCUGCAGGCCGGCCAGUGCGGCAACCAGAUCGGCGCCAAGUUCUGGGAGGUGAUCAGCGACGAGCACGGCAUCGAUCCCACCGGCACUUACCAUGGCGACAGCGACCUGCAGCUGGAGCGGAUCAACGUGUACUACAACGAGGCCACCGGCGGCAAGUACGUGCCCCGCGCUGUGCUCGUGGACCUGGAGCCAGGCACCAUGGACUCCGUGCGCUCGGGACCCUUCGGGCAAAUCUUCAGGCCAGACAACUUCGUUUUCGGUCAGAGCGGUGCUGGGAACAACUGGGCCAAGGGGCACUACACGGAAGGCGCGGAGCUGGUCGACUCGGUGUUGGAUGUUGUGAGGAAGGAAGCUGAGAGCUGUGACUGCCUGCAGGGCUUCCAGCUGACCCACUCCCUGGGUGGGGGGACUGGGUCUGGGAUGGGUACCCUCCUCAUCAGCAAGAUCCGGGAGGAGUACCCGGACAGGAUCAUGAACACGUUCAGUGUGGUGCCCUCGCCCAAGGUGUCGGACACGGUGGUGGAGCCUUACAAUGCCACCCUCUCGGUCCACCAACUUGUAGAAAACACAGAUGAAACCUACUGCAUUGAUAACGAGGCCCUGUAUGACAUCUGCUUCCGCACCCUCAAACUGACCACACCCACCUACGGGGACCUCAACCACCUGGUGUCGGCCACCAUGAGCGGGGUCACCACCUGCCUGCGCUUCCCCGGCCAGCUGAAUGCUGACCUGCGCAAGCUGGCCGUGAACAUGGUGCCCUUCCCCCGCUUGCACUUCUUCAUGCCGGGCUUCGCGCCGCUCACCAGCCGCGGCAGCCAGCAGUACCGGGCCCUGACGGUGCCUGAGCUCACCCAGCAGAUGUUCGACGCCAAGAACAUGAUGGCCGCCUGCGACCCCCGCCACGGCCGCUACCUGACCGUGGCCGCAGUAUUCAGGGGCCGCAUGUCCAUGAAGGAGGUGGACGAGCAGAUGCUGAACGUCCAAAACAAGAACAGCAGCUACUUCGUGGAGUGGAUCCCCAACAACGUGAAGACCGCCGUGUGCGACAUCCCGCCCCGGGGGCUCAAGAUGUCUGCCACCUUCAUCGGCAACAGCACGGCCAUCCAGGAGCUGUUCAAGCGCAUCUCGGAGCAGUUCACGGCCAUGUUCCGGCGCAAGGCCUUCCUGCACUGGUACACGGGCGAGGGCAUGGACGAGAUGGAGUUCACCGAGGCCGAGAGCAACAUGAACGACCUGGUGUCUGAGUACCAGCAGUACCAGGACGCCACGGCCGAGGAGGAGGGCGAGUUCGAGGAGGAGGCGGAGGAGGAGGUGGCCUAGAGCUGUUACCUGGUGAAGCGCGUGGAAGCGGUGUGAACGCUUUAUUCACUCACAACCUGUUCUCUGUGUGCACUUGCUCUCCUUCCUGUCUUGACGUCACAUUGCUGUCCAGACGCCGCCAUUAAAGCAUUUUCAUAGUG